This is a messenger RNA of Spea bombifrons (plains spadefoot toad), 8046 nucleotides long. It is a transcript of the gene STAB1, whose product is annotated as stabilin 1. The transcript has 69 exons. The record is from RefSeq and is a predicted model, not a curated record. Gene Ontology annotation, biological process: cell adhesion. Gene Ontology annotation, molecular function: hyaluronic acid binding. Lineage: Eukaryota; Metazoa; Chordata; Amphibia; Anura; Pelobatidae. The coding region runs from base 131 to 7759 and encodes 2542 amino acids.
CAGAUAAACAGGAAGGAGAAAUUUAUAAAGUUUAGUAAUGAGUAAGGUCGUGCCAGUAUUUUCGGCAACUUUGCUCAGGACUCUGGCCUCUGCAGCCGACAUCUCCGGCAAAUGACCUGCGAGAGUGAAAAUGACGGCCUGCAGACUUUUCUUUGUCCUUUUUAUCACUUAUAUAACAAGAACAUUCGCCGGACCCCAGACAAAGUCAACCCGAGGACAGUGCGAUGUCCGAACCGUCGUAACCAUGGAGACGGAGUGCACCCAGUGCGCCGCCAAUGUCAGAAGGGUCUGCCCCAGAGCUACCAAAGUUACCUCAGGAAUUGGGCAGAAAGGCUGCAGGUACACAGUGGAUAUGGGUGGCCUGACCCUCUCGCUCACAGGCUGCUCACAUACCUGUCAAAAGACCAUCAUAAAGCCUGAAUGCUGCAAAGGUUACUGGGGGCCACUCUGCCAAGAGUGUCCAGGAGGAGCCGCCAAUCCUUGCAACGGCCAUGGGACCUGCGUGGAUGGCAGAAAUGGCAACGGAACUUGCGUCUGUGAUCACGCCUUUACUGGAUUUUCCUGCAGCGAAUGUGCCGAUGAACUCCUGUACGGCAGUAACUGCGAUUCCGCCUGCGAAUGUCAUCACGGAAUAUGUAACAACGGUGUCAGCGGAAACGGCAACUGCCUCUGUGAAGCUGGAUACACUGGGGCGAACUGUGAUCAAGAAUCGUUGCCCUGCAAGGCUUUGAAUUGUGGCCAGAACACCCACUGUGCUAAUGUAAGAGGAAUCCUUCAGUGCCAGUGCCUGCCUGGCUAUAGCAAGAGAGGAGGCACAUGCCAGCCCGAUGAUCCUUGUAAAAGUUCAUCGUGUUCCUACAAAGCUGUCUGCAAAGCGCUGCCCCCCCACAAGCCUCUGUGUACGUGUAAACCCGACUUCAUUGGGAAUGGCGAGACGUGCUUUCCCUUUAAUCCUUGCACCGUAAACAACGGAGGGUGUGUAGAAAAUUCGACAAGGUGUACGUAUCUGGGACCCGGAAAGUCUUCCUGCAGUUGCCUUGGCGGAACGAGUCGUGGUAAAUCUGGCGCCUGCCUGCCCCGCAGCACAUGUUUCGAUAUCUCAUGUGAUAAGUCUGCGCAGUGCGAGCCCUUACCUUCUGGAACAAACAAGUGCGUUUGCCAACAAGGGGAAAUCGGAGAUGGCAGAUCUUGCUACGGCAGCAUCUUAUAUCAACUGAACAAGCUGAGAUUUGAAGAUCUGCAGAUGAGGGAAAAGCAUGGUGCUCUGAGGCUAUUCACUGAAGGAUGUGAAGUGACUUUGAGGAAAUAUGGCCCCAUCACUGUGUUUGUUCCUUACAUGAAGUUCCAAGGAAUGAAUGAAACUGUGGCAAAGCUUAUCUGUAAAGCUCACAUUGUACCUGGUCAGCAUUUGACAGCGGACGCCUUGCGCAACCAGCAGCUCUGGACCCUCAGCGGGGAUGUCUUGAAGUUUUCUAACAAAGAAUUUAUUAAGCUGUCAGAACCUAACAAAUCCUACAAGCUGCUGAAAUAUGACCUUCCAGCAUCCAACGGCGUAAUUCAUUUUAUCGAUAAGCCGAUGACUACGGGCAACCGGGAAUCCUUUGGAAAUCAGACGAUGACAAUUGGAGACAUUCUGGCAAAAUAUGAGCAGUUCAACAGAUUUGAAAUUCUCCUGGAGAACUGUGGUUUACCUCCAAUACUAAAUGGACAUGGAUCUUUUACCGUUUUUGUCCCCAGCAAUAAAGCUGUGGAUUCUUUAAGAGAUGGGAGAUUAUUUUAUCUUUUAACUCAGGGGAAGCACAAGUUAUUGGAUCUGGUGAAGUAUCAUAUUGCUUCGAUGGCAGCAGUGACUGCCGACAGACUUAUCACAAUGCCACAGAUUUUGACCUCUGCAAAUGAUGUUAUAAAAAUCAAUAUCACUGAAAAUGGGAGAAUAGUUUUGGGAGACUCCGAGGUUCCUCUCAUGCACAGUGAUAUCAUCGCUUCCAAUGGGGUUAUACAUGUUCUGGACGGUAUUUUCAUCCCACCAAGUAUCCUCCCAAUUUUGCCGCACAGAUGCACUGAAACGCGCCACGAAGUCGUCCAGGGCGUCUGCUCGGCUUGCGAUACGGUUUUGUCCUGUCCGGAGGGCACCGCUGACCUGGGAACCAUCAAUAACAAGUGCAGCCUUGGAAACGGCACAAGCAGCGCAUGGGGCUGCGCCAGAAACUGCAACCUCACGGUCACCGAACUCGGCUGCUGCUCCGGAUUUUAUGGUCCAUCCUGCCAGCAAUGUCCCGGUGGAUUUUCCAACCCAUGCUACGGCCGAGGGACUUGUGCCGAUGGUGUGCGUGGAACCGGCAGGUGCUCGUGUCUUCCACAGUUCAAAGGAAUCGCUUGUCACAUCUGCAUGGAUCAAAAUAAACAUGGAGAGAACUGUGAAGAAGACUGCCGAUGCGUCCAUGGCUAUUGCGAUAACCGGCCAGGCAGCGGAGGGGUUUGUCAGGGUGGUCGGUGUGAAGGCGGCUUUACCGGCAAGUUCUGCGACCAGAUGUUGCAUUCCUGCGGCAGCUUAAAUUUAUCACAGAAUUGUCAUUUCAACGCCUCCUGCGAAGCAGCCGAAAGCCUAACAAGGUGCGUUUGUAACAAUGGAUAUGAGGGAGAUGGUUUGUCGUGUCAGCCCGUAGAUUUAUGCAGAAAGCCGGAGCGAGGAGGGUGUUCAGAAAACGCUAUUUGCAGAAGUGUUGGACCCGGCCUCGUGACCUGUGAGUGUAACCCUGGUUGGACUGGGGACGGCAUUGCCUGCUUGCCAAUAGAUAAUUGUGCCCUGGAGAGCAGAGGCGGUUGCCACAUCAAUGCCGAGUGCAGCUUCACCCAGCCCGGGCAGAACGAUUGCACCUGCAAGAGAGGCUACAUGGGAGACGGGUACGCGUGCGAGGCCGUGGAUCCGUGCCUGGAAGAUAACGGGGGAUGCCAUGAUAUGGCUCAGUGCAUGGCGCUCGCUGGAGGAGGGCGAUCCUGUGUUUGCCCCGCAGGUUGGGAAGGAGAUGGAUUGACUUGUUAUGGAGACAUAUUCAUGGAACUCUUGCGGCUCCCACAGGUGGCCAUUUUUAACCAGUGGUUGAAGAAUUCCCUGUUUACGAUCCCAAAAGGAACUAACGUGACCGCUCUUAUCCCAUCUGACGUGGCCAUACAAGCUCUUGCUGAACACCAAAAAAUAUUUUGGCUGGACGUUGAAAAGCUGCCGUUCCUGAUACGAGCACAUUUUCUGCGAGGAUCUUUUAUCUCCAAGCAGCUCAAGCAGCUCGACGGACAGGAAUUAUCCACGUUCGAUCCAAGAACAAAGUGGGCCGUCAGCGUCAUAGAUGGGAAUCCUUUCAUUCAUAAUGCAAGUUUCCUGAGAAGUGACAUUCCGGCCGCUAAUGGAUUCAUUUUCAUCAUCGAUAAGGUUUUAAUACCCCCGGCUGGAAAUGUCCCCCCGCCCCGGCCAUCACUUUCCCAGCUGCUGGAUCAGGUGCAAGAAUUUGAAAAGUUUAAAGAGGUUCUUCACAUUUCAGGUGUUAUUGAAGAAGUCGAAUCAUCUGGACAGAAAUAUACAAUAUUUGUUCCCAACGAUUCUGCGAUGGAGAAGUUUUACAGGGAUUGCGGUGCUGCCCUCAUGGAUAACAACACAAUAAGGUAUCACAUCAUCCCUGGGGAGAAACUUUCGCGCAUGGACUUAAAAAGCGGAAUUCACAAAGCGAGCCUGCUGGGACCCUCCUACUGGCUCACGUUCUAUGAACGGGACGAUCGGACUUUUGUUCACGAUGUCCCUCUGGUUGGAAGCUUUUUUGAAACAAAGAACGGAAUCGUCAUGGGCAUUUCCAAGGUGCUUUCUAUCCUGAGAAACCGCUGUGAUGUGAAGAACACUGUGAUAAAAAAGACAAAGUGCAUGAAUUGCGACAAACAAAUGCAGUGUCCGGACGGCACGGCCCUUCAGGAAGCUCCGGAAAACGGACGUGAAAAGUGUACAUUUAAAAAGAGAAAUAAACACCUACGGGGCUGCAGAUUCCAGUGCAUCAGCGAGACCGUUGCCCCCGAAUGCUGUUCAGGAUAUUUUGGACAUCAAUGUCUUAUGUGUCCCGGGGGGGCGAAUAAUUCUUGUUCAAAUAACGGCGACUGUCAGGACGGCGUCACUGGAAACGGGGAAUGUAUUUGUAAAGAAGGUUUCCACGGGACGGCGUGCGAGUCGUGCGAACCGGGGCGAUAUGGGAAAGACUGUAAAUCAGAUUGCGAUUGUGUUCACGGCAGGUGUGAUGAUGGACUAACCGGGGAUGGAACAUGUCGCUGCGACAAAGGCUGGAGCGGCUACAGCUGUGAGACCGAUAUAGAAAAUGAUUUAUGCAACGGCACCUGCAGUGUGAAUGCAAACUGUAUAGCCGGAGCUGGUAAUUCUUCUGCAUCGUGUUCCUGUAUUGCUGGCUUCGCUGGAAACGGGACCCACUGCGCUGAGUUGGAUGCUUGCUCUGUUAAUAAUGGAGGGUGCUCGGAGUUUGCCAAUUGUACCGGUCUCCUAGCCGGUGAGACCAGCUGCACCUGUGCGGAGGGUUUUACUGGCGAUGGCGUCGUCUGCCUUGAAAUUGAUGGAUGUCUGGAACAUAAUGGGGGCUGCCAUUUGAAAGCAGAAUGUAUUAAAACAGGACCCAAUAAAGUUGCCUGUAACUGUUUGCCUCGGCACGUUGGAGACGGAGUCAACAAAUGUGAGCUUUUGGACUUGUGCCUCGAGAACAAUGGCGGGUGCAGCCCUUUUGCUCUGUGUUCCACCACGUUGUCCGGAGAACGGUUGUGUAAAUGUAAAAGAGGCUUUACUGGUGACGGCUUCACCUGCGCUGGAAAAGUACAGGAGGUACUGCGAUAUAACCCUGAAGCUGCUCCGUUCUACGACAGUUUACAGGAACAGCAUAUUAACGAUCUGACCGGAUUGGGACCUUUCACAGUGUUUGUGCCGCAGAAAGAGUCCGUUGUGAACAGCAGCGCGUUCAAGGAGUGGAAAUCCAAAGACCUGCUCAAAGAUUUACUCCGCUAUCACAUGGUGGGAUGCGGGAAGCUGCUGCUCGGGGACCUGGAGGAGCUGACGUCUUUGACUUCACUAUCGGGAGAAAGAGUGAGGGUUUCCUCCAAGCAGGACGGCGUUUAUUUAAAUGAUUUCGCUAAAAUUACAAGAACGGAUAUAAUUGCAACGAAUGGCGUGGUCCACUUUAUUGACAACGUUUUGUUUCCAGAGAGAAAUGUGUCAGUCCGGCCGUAUGGGCCAAACAUCACGGACGUGGCUGAACGUCAUGGUUACUUUGUGUUUAGCCGACUGUUGCAGGAAUCCAGGCUGCUGCCCUUGGUUAAUGACAAAAUCCACCAGCCGUUCACAAUGCUUUGGCCUACAGAUGAAGCCUUUAAUUCUCUCCCAGAGGAGCGGAAACAGUGGUUGUACCACGAGGAUCACAGGGACAAGCUUGUGGCGUAUCUUAAGGUUCAUAUGAUAAGGAACACAAAGAUAAUUGCGGCAAACCUUCCGCAGGCCAAAUCUUUAAGGACUCUGCAUGGCUCAACAGUCUCCUUUACAUGCAGCCGAACAAACGUUGGCGAUAUCAUGGUGGAUGAGAAUAAUGGGCGAAUAAUCCAGCGGCACAUGGAGUUUGGAACCGGCAUCGCUCAUGGUAUCGACCAGUUGUUGGAACCGCCUGAUAUCGGGGCACGCUGUGAUGAGUAUCGGAGCUCCAACAUAGCCCUCAAUCAGCGAUGCGGGCUGUGUGGGUUCGAGUACGCCUGUCCAGAGGGAACUAUGGAUUCGGGAAGGACCAGGCAAUGCUCGCCUCGCACAAACAGAAUGAGGUAUUGGAAUCGUCACAGAAUGUUCUUCAACCCGCAUUACGGGUUAGGAUAUUGCAAAAAGAUCUGCUACUCGGUGGACUGGCAACCGGAAUGCUGCAGGAACCAUUACGGAAAGGACUGUCACGUGUGUCCCGGUGGAUUGGAAGCCCCAUGCAGCAAACGUGGCACCUGCAGCGAUGGGAUGGCCGGUACCGGGGUCUGCAGCUGUUCCCAAGGAUUUGAAGGGACCGCUUGCGAAUUGUGUGCUCCCGGCAGAUACGGUCCGGACUGCAAAGGCUGUAACUGUACGGAGAACGGGGUUUGUAACGAUGGCGUUUCUGGAGAUGGAUGGUGUUUCUGUAACGAGAAUUGGGCUGGUGAAAAGUGUGAAAUACGGUUAGAUGUGAAGCCCGUGUGUUCGCCCGCAUGUCACGGAAAUGCCACCUGCAGGUUAAACAACACGUGUGAAUGUUCCCCGUAUUAUGAGGGCGAUGGGAGAUCCUGCAGCGCGAUCGACCUCUGCAAGGAAGACAACGGGGGCUGCAGCGCCCAUGCCACGUGCAGUCAGUCCGGCGCAGGGCCCGUCACGUGCGGCUGUCUCUCGGGGUACGAGGGAGAUGGUUUUGUUUGUAUUGAGGUCGAUCUGUGCGCUGAUGGCUUUAACGGGGGCUGCAGUGAACACGCAACCUGCAUAUAUACCGGUCCGAACACGCGCAGAUGUGAGUGCCACGAGGGCUUUGUAGGGAAUGGAGUCCAGUGUCUGGAGAAAGCGAUCCCCCCCGCGGACCGCUGCCUGCAAAAUAAUGGAGACUGUCACCCGGUGGCAACAUGCGCUGACCUGCAUUUCCAAGAAAAAUUGGCAGGCGUUUUCCAUUACCGGUCCCCGAGAGGACAGUACAAGCUCACGUACCCCCAGGCAGUGAAGGGGUGCGCCUCGGAAGGUGCCACGAUUGCCACGUUCAGCCAGCUCUCUGCUGCCCAACAGCUGGGUUUCCACCUCUGCUCCGUUGGAUGGCUCCAUAACCAGACAGCCGGCUAUCCCACCGCGUAUGCGAGUCCGAGCUGCGGCUCCGGCCACGUUGGGAUAGUGGAUUAUAAGAAGCGAAUGAAUGGCAGCGAGGAGUGGGAUGUAUUCUGCUACCGUGUCCAAGAUGUCCGGUGUUCCUGUCCUGAGGGGUAUGUGGGCGAUGGUAGUUUCUGUAAUGGAAACUUACUGGAAGUGUUGGAGGCUGCUCCAAAUUUAUCAUACUUCUUCUCGAUGCUGAUUAAUUACGCCAAUGACUCGGAGAGGGGCGCUCAAUUUCUUGAAUACCUUUCAAAUGGAACCUCAUUUAAAACGUUAUUUGUGCCUGAAGACAGCAGCCUUGAGAAGAAUUUGACGUUAACCUGGCGUGACCUGGAACAUCAUGUGUCUCAGACAGAUGUCCUGCUGUCAUACGGAAACCUCACGAGUGGCAUUAUUCUGCUUUCAAGACUUGGGUUCAAUCUAACGAUUUCAGUCCCAGCCUCCAACAGCAGCGCAUCUCCGUGCUCUAAAGUUGUGAACGAUAGGAAUAUCAUUCACUGGGAUAUACCGGCUUUCAACGGGAUUCUCCAUGUCAUAAAUGGGCCCCUAAUAGCACCCCUUGUGCAGGAAGCAGAUGAAAGCCACGCGACCCCUGUGAUGGCCGUGAGUUUGGUGGCCGCGGUGCUGGCUGCGUCGCUGCUAAUUUCUGCUGCCAUCUGUUUCUUCUACAGGCGACAGACCAAAGGCUUCCGAUUCAGACGUUUUAAGUCUGAAGAUGAUGAUGAUGAUGGAGAUACAGCCGAACAUCCAAACCCUCUCCUUGUCUCCAUCCCUAAUCCCGUGUAUGGUGAGAGUGGCCUAUUCCAUGAAGCUUUUGAGGAAGCCGGUGGCGGCGGGAUGCGCUCAGAUUCCUAUCAAAUAUUUCACUGAAUCCCUGAGAAAUGUGAGGCCGGGGAGCCGAGACAGAGCAAAGGGAAGAGGGCGAGUGCUCCUUCGCCGAGACCCCGCAGUCAUCACAUGUGGAGCGAGACAGCCCCCCGUCUCUCAGCAUUUUCUCAUCAUUCUUCCUAGUCCCGAAAUCAGACGCGGCGACUGGCUGGACGGACUUCGCCAUCCGAUGCCACUCCUGCCGACCCCCUAAAUCAGUUUAAAAAAAGAUUCCCUAAAACAAAAAUCAGCUGGAAAUCAAUAAUUUUUUACCGACCGUCAUAUCCGUG